Messenger RNA from Lolium rigidum, 1302 nucleotides. Its product is annotated as pheophytinase, chloroplastic-like. The record is from RefSeq and is a predicted model, not a curated record. Lineage: Eukaryota; Viridiplantae; Streptophyta; Magnoliopsida; Poales; Poaceae. The coding region runs from base 140 to 865 and encodes 241 amino acids. Gene Ontology annotation, molecular function: catalytic activity. The transcript has 9 exons.
UUCGCGUUGCAGCACAUGGAAUUGGAAGGGCUACAACAUUCGCUACCAGUACGCCGGGACGUCUGGCCCUGCAUUGGUUCUAAUUCAUGGUUUCGGGGCCAACAGUGACCAUUGGCGGAAAAAUAUUCCUGUUCUUGCCAUGGCAAAUAGAGUUUAUGCAAUUGAUCUAAUUGGUUAUGGCUAUUCUGAUAAGCCUAAUCCACGUGAGUUUAAAGAGAGCUUUUAUACUUUUGAGACUUGGGGAGAACAGUUGAACACGUUUUGUGCUGAAGUUGUCAAGACUGAUGCUUUCUUCAUAUGCAAUUCAAUCGGAGGGGUCGUUGGUCUGCAGGCUGCUGUUAUGGAACCUCAAACGUGUAAGGGUAUUGUUUUAUUGGAUAUUUCACUAAGGAUGCUUCAUAUUAGCAAGCAGCCAUGGUAUGGAAAGCCUUUCAUCAGAUCAUUUCAAAAUCUCCUAAGGAACACUGUUGUUGGAAAGCUCUUCUUUAAUGUUGUUGCAACACCAGAAUCCGUGAAAAAUAUUCUUUCUCAGUGCUACCAUGACACAUCUGCUGUCACAGAUGAGCUGGUUCAGUUUAUUCUGCAGCCAGGGCUUGACCCUGGGGCAGUGGAUGUAUUCCUUGAGUUCAUCUGCUACUCUGGAGGUCCUCUACCUGAAGAUCUACUUCCCAUAGUGAAGUGUCCAGUUUUAGUAGCUUGGGGGGAGAAGGAUCCAUGGGAGCCUGUGGAGCUUGGAAGAGCCUAUGGGUCUUUUGAUGCUGUUGAAGAUUUUAUCGUCUUGCCAAAUGUUGGACACUGCCCACAGGAUGAGGCACCUCAGCUUGUUAAUCCACUUGUCGAAUCAUUUGUUAAACUCCAUAGUUAGCACAUGGUUGGAUUAUUUUCUCUGUUUAUUAGACCUUGGUCAACUGGAACCAAGAGUUGCUGGAAGGUGGGAAUGUCUAUUUUACUGCAGGAUAACAGGUGUGCCGUUCUUUUAUAGGCCAUGAUAGAGUACUUCAAUUUGAGGACUUGUGGCAAACACAUUCAACAUAUUACAGUUCAGGGGUUAGUACAAGCAGCACGUGUUUUAUUUAUUCCGGUGGAGGUAUAAUGAAAGUGAAGCAAACUCAUAUGUAUAUAAUUUUCGUCCUUGUCCCUAUAGUCUUUAUGGUAGAAUCUCUACAACCUGUAGACAUGACAUUAAUGUUCAUAGCCUGGAGCCUGCCCACUUGAUUCAAAGCUUUGACAAUUUGUGUAAUAUAGAAAUGAUGUAAAACCAUGCAAUAGCUUCGAAAUAAUUUUCUUUACCAAAAAAGGAUA